Messenger RNA from Phymastichus coffea, 2596 nucleotides. RefSeq lists its product as uncharacterized. NCBI's taxonomy places the organism in Eukaryota, Metazoa, Arthropoda, Insecta, Hymenoptera, Eulophidae. The record is from RefSeq and is a predicted model, not a curated record. The transcript is spliced from 6 exons. Bases 548 to 1231 code for a protein of 227 amino acids.
AAAAUCAAUUUAUUGGUCUAAAUAUAGUUUUGGAAAGCAACACAAAGGUCUCAUAUUAUUUUUGACCUCAUACUCAAUUUCAGCGUUCAUUAUAGAUUAAAUUAUUUAUUUAUGUUCAAAGCAUAAUUGAAGUUGAUGAAUGAAUAUCGAAAUAAAAUCGAUGUAUAAAUAAUCGAAAUCGAUAUAACCGAAUAUUCUUUCGUAAAUUGAGAAAUACAAAUUAUUUCAUUAAAGUUUAUUUUCUGACUCGUACAGUACUGUAUGUAUUUUCCUUACAGUUUAUCUCUGAAGUUCAUUCAAGAAUAUUUAUCACGUCUGCUAUAUUUGUCUUUCAGAUAGGUUUUAAAUUGAACAUAUCACGUAAUACGGUAAACAUCCUAGUAAAAAAUGUAUCGCUCAACCAAGUACAAGUUAUUGCUAUUUUUAUAUCUCGCUUUUCCCUAUAAUAGACAAAGAAGCUUAUAAUUAGAGCAAGGCAGAAGUAAUUUAAAAGUGAACUACCAGCAGUUGAAGUUACCAUUACAAAAAAACGAAUUUCCCUCUCAAGAUGAAACUCGGACUCUUGAAAAGUUGUAUGUUCUACUUCCAACUAAGGCAAGGGACUAUCCUCAUCGCCAUAGUUCAGCUGGUAUUAUCCGGUUACAUAAUAAUAUUUCUGACGUUGAGUUUAACUCACGAAAGUAGAAUCCAGGACAUGAUAGCUCGCGACACUGAAGACGUGUUGGAGCGCGAAGCUUUAGAGGAGAUUACCUCGAAGCACAUAAACAGUCAUCGGAUGGAGCUUGCGCAUCACGAUGCCACGGAGAAAAUAUAUUUGAUUUAUUGCGGCCUGGUGGUUAUGGUAGUGAAUUUUGCAUCAACGAUUCUAUUGCUUUACGGAGUGCUUAUGAAUAUUCGCUACUUGAUGACACCGUGGAUGAUGGUGAUGAUGACAAAAAUCGUGGCUCUAAUAAUAUCACUGUUCUUAGUUCAAGAGCGCGACUGUCCGUUCCUUUACAUCAUCGGUGGACAAGAUUUGAUUGACCGGCUUUUAGUAUUAUCAACAGCGCUCUUCGCCUUCUACACAUGGCUGGUAGUGUACAGUACGUAUCGUCAAAUGGAGAUGAAGAAGGGAGUGAUCCACGAGGUGCACGUCACGCUCAAUGACAAGAAGUAUGGUCACCCGCACAAGGGUUACAGCAAAAAGCCACUGCGACAGCACGUCGCACUUACCCAAGCCUAUGACGUCUGAAGGGAUACAUUCGGUGAACGACAAUAUACUGAAAGAAUGCCAGUUUUCUGUCCCGUUUGUUGUUUUCUUCCUCAACUCGUUUUGAGGUAGAAUCGUUGCAAAUUUCGGCUACUAUAUAUAUUUUUUGGGACUUUUCUUCACAUCCAUUUUUCGCGAUAAUUCUCUUUCGAUCUUACGCGAUUUUUCACUGAAAGCUAAACGAUCGUGAAGUUUGAUUUCGCGUUAUAUCUGUAAUGAAGUGAUAUGAUUAAAUCAAUCUGUAAAAUGAAUUUAUGGAAGUUUACGUAACAACGAUGUAUUAUGAUUGUUUUUUUUAUGUAAAUAUACUUUCAUUGAAUUUGUUAGUCAUCGAAAUUAUUGUGAUAAUUAUACAUACUGCAGUAUGGCAGUUUUUAUUGAAGCUGUAAUCAUCGCACAUUAGUGUAAAUAUUUAUUUCUUAGUCACGAAGCACAAUGUUUUUCUUUUUAUUAUUUAGUAGAUAACAUUCACGGUAAUGUUAAUGUAAAAAAACUUAAUUUUUUAUGAAAAGUGAAGAAAAAAAUUAUGCUAAUUGAGCGUGUUCAAAGUCGAAUAGAUAAAUAAUAAAAAAAAUUUUAGAUACUUAAAUAUUUUUUACACCGUAUUCCCUUAAAUUAGUUCCAUAAGUAUAUCAAACUUAGUUUCAGUUGUUUAUAUCAAGAUCAAUUUUAUAAAAAAAAAGAAGCAAAAGGUGAAUAACUUUUUAUGAAUAAAAUAUCUUCUUGGCACUCUUCCAAUCACAAUACGUAUCUUAUUGAUGAAUAUACCACAUCAAUAUUAUUAAAGUAAAAUAUUAACAAUAGAAUACUUAUUAUUUUCAUGAUAGACUAUUCUUAUACCUAACUCGGAUUUAAAAAAAGAGAAAAAAAUAGAUUUUUUACAGAACCAACCGAUCAAAAUUCACUCAUUUGUAAUAUGAGUAUACUAAAACAGUUAUAAGCAUUAUCUGUAAAUUUCUACAUUAUAAUUUACAUCAUUCAAGUAUCACACUAUACCAACAAAGAAAACAACUCAAUGUAUACCUUUCUAUAGUUCGGCUGUGUUUCGCGACCCUGACAUAAUGUUGUACGUCAUUAUAAUGACGCUUCUAUCGUAUAAAAGUGCAUGAAACAAGCAAACUGCAAUUGAGAAAAAUGAUUGUAAAAAAAUAAUAAUGAUAAAUCUGUCUUUCGCUAAGCUGUGUAGCUUUGUUUAACGCGUCUGUGGAUUUUUAGACGUGUAAGCUAAAAAUAUGAAACACGCGCACCAAUAAUAUUUUGCGCAACAAACUUUUUAACAACCACAUAAAAAAUAUCUGUACAUUAUCUCAACUGUAUGUAUAUAAAUUAAAUGUAUCGAAUAUAGAA